Homarus americanus (American lobster) is the source of this 665-nucleotide messenger RNA. It is a transcript of the gene mRpS24, whose product is annotated as 28S ribosomal protein S24, mitochondrial-like. NCBI's taxonomy places the organism in Eukaryota, Metazoa, Arthropoda, Malacostraca, Decapoda, Nephropidae. The record is from RefSeq and is a predicted model, not a curated record. Gene Ontology annotation, biological process: translation. The coding region runs from base 45 to 575 and encodes 176 amino acids. The transcript is spliced from 4 exons. Gene Ontology annotation, cellular component: mitochondrion.
GGUAUUCUUCUAGCAUUAGUCAUAUUAUUGUAAACACCAGAGAAAUGUCUGCGAUUCUAUACACAAAUAUUGCCUCGGGAUGGAAAUUGUGUACCAGUUCAAGCUUCAGUCAAGGCACUCUUCUUGGGGUGUUGUCACAAAGUUUUCACACAACACAAGUGGUAGGUAAGGUGCAAUCUGGACGCUACAAGAUCACAAGGAACAGGUCAAAGCCCCUGACCUAUGAGAUGGCCAAUCAACCCUGCCAGAUUGCACAUAGGAAGUCUUGGAAUAGCUGGAACACAACAAGCUUGUAUGAGGGACAGCGGGAACCAGAAACGGUUGUGGAAGACAUCUUUAUUCGCAAGUUCAUGACAGGCACUUGGCAUAACUUGUUUGUUUCAGAGGUUGUUAUCAAAAGGCAACACAACACGAUCCGUAUUGCUGGCAUCGUGCAACAGAAAAUAGCUGCUCGAAAGAUGUACUUCCUUAUUGGUUAUUGUGAAGAGAUUCUUUCCUACUGGUUGAAGUGUCCUGUUAAAUUGGAAUUGCAAACUGUAUCUGACAAAACAGAUGUAAUACAUAAAUACAUAUAGUUUAUUGCAAUGAUGUCUCAUGUUUAAUUUUAAAAGAAAAUGUAAAUUCUCCACCUAGUAGGCAAACAAAUAAACAGUUAUUUCCAGUAC